Molecule: messenger RNA, 843 nt
Organism: Fusarium subglutinans
Lineage: Eukaryota; Fungi; Ascomycota; Sordariomycetes; Hypocreales; Nectriaceae
Exons: 2
Coding region: 1-843 (280 amino acids)
Source: RefSeq, a predicted model, not a curated record
AUGCGCUGGCACAGUCUGUACGCAGAGGCUCGACUAGAAAUACUCGACUUCGUUGCCAACUCCACCAUUCAUGAAAAAGGCUCCAUCGCGCAAUACGCCUGCGUGUCACGAGAAUGGCAAGAUUGGUUCGAGAUAUUCACGUUCAAACGCGUGGAGAUAUCAGCCUCCGAUAUCUUGCCCUUUGUCACCACGUUCAUGAAUAACCCCCGACGUCGGAAGUAUCUCCAAUGCAUUGGCGUGAGACUCGACCUGCCGACUCACAAACACAUUCAACAUCCGUUUCUGGACCGGGACAACAAGUUCCUAAACAUAAACCAGCAAAUGCAAGCCCUCGCACAAAAGUCCCCUACGUUAUACGGCAAUAGCCCAUGGCUGAGGCUUCAAGAGGAGGAAAAUAACCGUGUUUUCACGAUGAUUUUGCGAGGUCUGUUCAUGGAGCUUUUCCAGUGGAGGAGGGAGGACUGUCAUCACGCCGGCAUCGAGCUGGAGAUCAUUGCUGAUGCCAAAAGUCAUUGGCAGAAGACUGCGGGAGAAUAUCGGGCACUCAAUCCUCCCACCGAUGAUGGAAAUGGGGAAUUGUAUAACAGUCUCUCAAGUGAUCUUCAAGUCUUCCAACCGCCUCCGUAUCACGGGCAUAAAGUAAUACAUGAUGGCGAGUUGGACUUUCACAUUUGGCUUGAGCUAGACGUGCCUAUGGGGGGGAAGUUAGGCCCUGAGGUGCACAUCAUCUCAAGCCUAUCGAUUCUUCGCCGAAGUGUUCGCCAUUUCGACCCAUAUGCUAUCGCUCACAUCUAUUCAGCAGCCGCCAACAUCAAAACCGCUGAACAGUACUGGGCCCUCUGA